Molecule: messenger RNA, 2237 nt
Organism: Cucurbita moschata (crookneck pumpkin)
Lineage: Eukaryota; Viridiplantae; Streptophyta; Magnoliopsida; Cucurbitales; Cucurbitaceae
Product: probable protein phosphatase 2C 38
Exons: 5
Coding region: 829-1935 (368 amino acids)
Biological process (GO): protein dephosphorylation
Molecular function (GO): protein serine/threonine phosphatase activity; cation binding
Source: RefSeq, a predicted model, not a curated record
AAUGAAAAAAAUCCCAAUUUGCAGAUCAGAAAUGGGUAAAUAAAAAGAGGGGUUUUCUGAUUUAGAUGACGAAAGUUUGCCUGAAAGAGUGGAUUAUGGCUGAUGAUAAGGCGAUUAGAAAUGGUGGGUUUUGCUCAUAAAUUUCAGUUAAGAGGUUUUCAUAAUUGCAGUGUAGACAUGAAAUGGCUGAAGGCCCCAAAUCCAUAAAAAGCCCACCACUGGUCUAAAAAACAAUACAGAAAAUAGAAGGCAAGGGGAAAAUACAGAAGAGAGAAGACAAGAAAGGAGGGGGAUUGGGGGAGGGGUGAGGAACAACAAUGUCAGAUUUGUAGUUUGUUUAGUGUGUUUUUAUUAUCCCCAUGCUAGAUCGCAUAAGAAAAAGGAAAAAGGAGAAAAGAAAAGAAAAGAAAAGAAAAGAAGCACAGAGAAGAAGAAACUAACCCGGCUCGAUCCUCUGUUGAAAAGCUUCCAAAAAAACCUUCAUUGAUUCCAAUCGGCUGGGCACUCCCUCUCUUUUUGAUCACUCUGAUCUCAGACCAAACGCUGCCACUUUCUUAACCAUUAUGUGCUUUUACAGCUCAGUCUGUUCCUGGAAGAUGACACAGAUGCAAGGGCCAAACCCAUAAAUCCCAGAUUCAAGGGGGGUUCGUGGUAUCAGGAAUAACGGUUGUGAGUGUUGAGUAUAAACAAAACUUGGAGCUGAGAUUUGGUCUUGGUCAUGUUCUUGAUCUGGGAUGAUGAAUUUUUUGAUUGCUGGCUCAUUUGGAUGAUACACAUGAAACAGAAACUUCUGUAAUUUUGUGUCCAGUGACUUGCCUUUUAGAAAAAAUGGUUAAACCCUGCUGGAAAUCCCAUGAUGAUGAUGAUUCAAACGGACGAGUCGAUGGAUUGUUGUGGUCUAAGGAUCUGGGGCACCAUGUUUAUGGACAAUUCUCCAUGGCAGUCAUCCAAGCUAAUAAUGUGGUGGAAGAUCAAAGCCAGCUUGAAUCUGGGGCAUUGAGUAUGUCCAAUCCAGGUCCACAGGGGACCUUCGUCGGAGUUUAUGACGGUCAUGGUGGAACUGAAGCUUCGCGGUUCGUCAAUGACAAUCUCUUCAGCAAUCUCAAAAGAUAUGCAUCUUUGCACCAGAACAUAUCAGAAAACGUUAUCAGGAAGGCUUUUGCAGCAACAGAAGAGGGAUUUCUCUCUCUCGUCCAGAAACAGUGGCUUAAUGAACCAAAGAUUGCAUCUGCUGGAUCAUGUUGUUUGGUGGGGAUCAUAUGCAACGGACAGCUGUAUAUUGCCAAUGCAGGUGAUUCGCGAGUAGUGCUCGGGAGAACUGAGCGAGCCACUAAAGAAAUCAUUGCCAUUCAAUUGUCCACAGAGCACAAUGCGGGCAUAGAAUCAGUGAGAGAUGAACUUCGGAUGGUCCAUCCAGAAGAUCCUCAGAUUGUGAUCCUAAAACACAAUGUUUGGCGUGUUAAAGGUAUCAUACAGGUUUCAAGAUCCAUUGGCGAUGCAUAUUUGAAAAAGGCAAAGUUCAACAGACCUCCUCUGCCGCCUAAAUUUCAACUGCCUGAGCCAUUUUACGUACCAAUCCUCAGUGCAGAACCAUCAAUUCUGGUGCACAAACUCCGCCCAGAUGAUCAAUAUCUCAUAUUUGCUUCUGAUGGCCUGUGGGAGCACCUUAGCAACCAGAAGGCUGUUGACAUCGUCAACAGCUAUUCUCGAAAUGGAAUAGCAAGGAGACUUGUCAAGGCUGCACUUCGAGAAGCAGCUAAAAAAAGAGAGAUGAGAUAUUCAGACCUGAAAAAGAUAGAUAGAGGUGUGAGAAGGCAUUUUCACGAUGACAUUUCUGUUGUAGUUGUGUUCUUAGAUCCUCAUUUGAUCAAUGGUAGGCCCUCCCCUUGUUCCUUGUCAAUCAGAGGAGGUCUCCCUUCGUCUGAAAAUUCCUAGCUGGUAAACUUUGUUAACGUCUUUAUAUCAUUCUCAAUUUAUUGACAAAAAUAGCUAGAAAAUUCAGGCUUCUUAGAAAGAUCUAUUAAUUUGUAAGAUCUUCUAUUGGCAAGUAAAAUAGAAGAUGAUGGAUGUAAAUGUACAAAGUUCGUAAAUUGUUUCUUCAUGUAACAAAAUGAAACUACAUCGUUCAUCUUUGUAAAUCUUGUUUUUCCACAUUGUCUAGUUCUUUACUAUCAACAUGUAAUAUUCUCUCGUUUUGAGAGUUGGUGUAUAGAUUGGCAGGCAUACAAAUGCUGAUA